ACAAAGAAUAAGCAAAACCGAGAAGAAGAAGAUGGUGAAACUGGAGAACAUGAAGAACAUCUCCUCGUCAGAUUCUGUCAUCAAUCUGGAUCAUGGAGAUCCAACGGCGUAUGAAGAAUACUGGAGGAAGAUUGGUGACAGGUGUACGGUGACGAUACGUGGUUGUGAUUUGAUGAGUUACUUCAGCGACGUGAACAACAUGUGCUGGUUCCUUGAGCCGAAGCUUGCGGAAGCCAUCAAGGAGUUGCAUGAUGCGGUCGGAAACGCAGCGACGGAGGAUAGAUACAUCGUGGUUGGGACCGGUUCGACCCAGCUUUGUCAAGCGGCCGUCCAUGCACUAUCUUCACUCGCUGGGACCCAACCUGUUAGUGUCGUCGCCGCCGCACCUUAUUACUCCACGUAUGUAGAGGAGACAACGUAUGUUCGGUCGGGUAUGCACAAGUGGGAAGGAGACGCGUGGGGUUUCGACAAGAAAGGUCCUUACAUCGAGCUGGUGACGUCACCCAAUAACCCAGACGGCACAAUCAGAGAGACGGUGGUGAACCGUCCAGAUGACGACGAAGGCAAAGUGAUCCAUGACUUUGCCUAUUACUGGCCACACUACACUCCAAUCACUCGCCGUCAAGACCAUGAUAUCAUGCUCUUCACUUUCUCCAAGAUCACAGGCCACGCUGGGUCCCGCAUCGGGUGGGCAUUAGUGAAGGACACGGAGGUGGCAAAGAAGAUGGUUGAGUACAUAAUAGUGAACUCCAUUGGUGUGUCUAAGGAGUCACAGAUUCGAACCGCUGAGAUUCUCAAAGUUCUUAAGGAGACAUGUAAGAGCGAAACCGAGAACUUCUUCGAGUAUGGUCAUGAGAUGAUGAAAAACCGUUGGGAGAAGCUUCGUGGAGUGAUGAAGGAAAGCGAUGUCUUCUCUCUUCCCAAGUACCCUGAAGCCUAUUGCAACUUUUUUGGCAAAACACUCGGAUCUUAUCCUGCGUUUGCGUGGCUGGGGACGAAAGAAGAGACGGAUCUGGUUAACGAAUUGAGGAGACGUAAGGUUAUGAGCAGAGCAGGUGAACGUUGUGGUUCUGACAAGAAGCAUGUCAGAGUCAGUAUGCUUAGUCGUGAAGAUGUUUUCAAUGUGUUUCUCGAGAGGCUUGCAAACAUGAAGCUCAUUAAAAGCAUUGACCUAUAA
Molecule: messenger RNA, 1177 nt
Organism: Brassica oleracea var. oleracea
Lineage: Eukaryota; Viridiplantae; Streptophyta; Magnoliopsida; Brassicales; Brassicaceae
Product: L-tryptophan--pyruvate aminotransferase 1
Exons: 5
Coding region: 32-1177 (381 amino acids)
Biological process (GO): amino acid metabolic process
Molecular function (GO): transaminase activity; carbon-sulfur lyase activity
Source: RefSeq, a predicted model, not a curated record